AUGGCGAAGGACUGCGCUCGUAGGAGGAUUCCGAAUGUGGGCCAGAAUCAGCAAGGUCGGGUGUUUGCUAUGAAUGCUAGUGAUGCUGCUAAGGUGGAUGCUUUGAUGAGAGGUAACUAUUUAAUUGGUGAGAAAAUAUUGGUUGAUUUGUAUGAUACUGGAGUUUCGCAUUCAUUUUUUGCAUUUGAUAAAGUUGAGGAACUAGGAUUGAAAGUGUCCGAAUUAGCUUUCAAUUCGUAUGUGCAUACUCUGUAUCAGACGAUCGUGACUAAAUCAGCUUGUAGGGGAAUAUUUUUCAAGAUUGAGGAUAGAGAAGUUGUUCAUGAUUUAAUCUAUUUGCCAAUGGUUGGGUUAAAAAUGAUUUUGGGAUUUGAUUGGUUGUCGAAGAAUCGGGUAUUGUUAGAUUACUUUGAGAGAUUGAUUCGGUUUAUGCCGGAAGGAGAAGGAGGUGCAAUAGUAGCUGAGGGUUAUUACCUGAACUCUGUGUUGGUGAAUCGUAGUGGGGAGGAGUGCCAGGAUUAUAUACUCUUGGCCGCAAAUGCGUUAGGUGAUGAACAGAAGUUAGAUCAAAUUCCGGUAGUUAGGGACUCUCCUUAA
Molecule: messenger RNA, 597 nt
Organism: Arachis ipaensis
Lineage: Eukaryota; Viridiplantae; Streptophyta; Magnoliopsida; Fabales; Fabaceae
Source: RefSeq, a predicted model, not a curated record